AUGGUCACAGGUCUUCAGAAGCCCAAGCUACGCGCCAAGACGGGCUGUCUCCCAUGCCGACGACACCGCAUCAAGUGCGAUGAGCGGACUCCCAUCUGCCGAGCCUGUCAUGCUUCGCGUGUCCCGCGGGAUUGUCAGUGGCCUCUGGACAAAGACCUGGUCGACCGCCGCUUUCGAUCAUGCAAGCUUCGCGGAGUUGCAAAGACUCACCAUCAUCAAUCUUCCCCUUGGCCUUGUGCAGCGACAUCGCAGCUUCUGCUGGCUGACUGCGUGAUGGCUCGUAAACGGGACCGAGAUGACAUCGAGUGGACACUGUUCCGCGAGUUCGGCCGUCGGGGAACACCACUUCUUCUGCUACCACAUUGUAGUUCUACCUUCUACAGGACGUGGCAUAGUGCCAUACGCACCAUCAUGGUAUCGCGCAGGAGUCUGUCGCCUGCUCUUAUGGCGUGCGCUGCGUCCUUCGUUUCCAUCAGAGAAGGGUCGCCAGGCAUGUGCCAUGUUUCUCAUCAAUACUAUACCGACUCAUUGUCCAGGCUCGCAGACUCACUCGGCCAAGACUCACCAGAGAAGGACGAUGAUAUUUUUGUCACCAUUGUGCUUUUGUACGCAUUCAACUUUAUGUCUGGCUCUUCGUCUUGGGACGAUCAACCUCAACACGUCAGCGCUGCCAUCGAGAUCAUCACCUCCCGGAUACUGAACGCAACAAGCGCUGACUUAUCAGCCUUUCUCCGUCUGUCACUUGAGAGUGUCCUAUACCAGGUCUUUCUGUUGAAUAACGGUCUUUGGUCCAGCGCGACUAGCUACGAGUCCCUCCAGCCGCUGAACGCUGAAUUCUGGGCUCGCUCUGAGAAGCUCCUAGAGCAUCCUACGAACCUGGACUUGUCCUUGUUGAGUCUUAAUAGCCCUGUCCUUGGUAUGCCCUUAGCUGUGAUGCGACUCGCCACGUUUCUCGGCCAGCUUUGUCUCGGAAGAGAGUCCGCAACCAUGGAAGAUCUAAUAAAGCUUCAGACUGAGGCCACAGCCUGGGAAGACUUUGCCCUGCAGGCUGUCAAACAGACCGGUGCUUCCGACACGCUGAACCGAGAUGCAAACUGCUUAUACGCCAUGAUCGCUUCUAUUCUCAUGCAACACCUGAUGGCUUUUGGCCCAAACACAGGACUUCCCAGGGUGUCUCCCACAGACAGUUGGCAAGCUUUUACAUCACUUCAAAUCCUGUCCGGACGUGCUGGUGAUCAUAGCUGGUCUGAGUGUUUCAUCGGGACAUGGCCUGUAUACGCUCUCGGGUUCUUGUUAUCUGAAGGCAAGGAUAGAGACAUUGUGCGUCGCGAUAUACAACUUCGACGGGAGCUCACAGGCUUCUGGAUAGUCAAGCGCUUUCAAGAGGACUUGGAGAGUUCAUGGGCCGGGCUCGAGGCAGACUCACCUUCGGCAUCCGUCAACUACAGUGUCUUAGACACAACUGAUGCCGCCGGCAUUCAGUCUCCCAUGCCAGUCAUAGCUUUUUGA
Molecule: messenger RNA, 1509 nt
Organism: Fusarium mangiferae
Lineage: Eukaryota; Fungi; Ascomycota; Sordariomycetes; Hypocreales; Nectriaceae
Exons: 1
Coding region: 1-1509 (502 amino acids)
Biological process (GO): regulation of transcription by RNA polymerase II
Molecular function (GO): zinc ion binding; DNA-binding transcription activator activity, RNA polymerase II-specific
Source: RefSeq, a predicted model, not a curated record